AUGGAGGACUUGUAUGGAGAUUUGGACACGUCCAUAAGCGCACUGGAAAAAAAGGAGGCGCUGAAUCUUAAAACCCAAGUUGAGAUGGAAAACACACGACUACGAGAUGAAUUGGCGCAGUUGCAGGAGACGAAUAGACAGCUAGGAAGUGCUUAUAAACAAUUGGAGACCAAUAUCUCGACACUUUUUGUUACAGCGCAAUUGGAACUGAAGCGCAAGGAGAACGAAAUUCAACGAUUACGUCGUCGAUUAGAAACAUAUGAACAAGUCGUUCCGAAAUGA
Messenger RNA from Peronospora belbahrii, 282 nucleotides. The record is from the annotation of a GenBank genome assembly. Lineage: Eukaryota; Oomycota; Peronosporomycetes; Peronosporales; Peronosporaceae.